UUAACAAUCAUUACCACAUCACUGAUUUCUACAUUUUCAACUAGCUGCUACAUACUAUACAUACUAGUACAUAACACUAAAAGCAUAGGCGAAUAAGAACUUUGUUUAUUGUUUGAGGUGAGCUACGGCUACAGAAAUGUCUGUCAUACAAAGACAUAAGAAUUGGUGGAAUGAAGUUCUGUGGAAACCAAAGAAAGCACACUCCCUGGAACAGCUGAAGUUCAAUUACCAAGUACUUCAGCGCAACACAGUGGUGACAGAUCACAACAGACAGCUACUGGUGGAGACAUUCAGGUCCAUUGCUGAGAUCCUCAUCUGGGGUGAUCAAAAUGACUCGAGGGUAUUCGACUUUUUUUUGGAGAAGAAUAUGCAAUCUUUCUUUCUCCGAACGCUGACACAGAGGUGUGGUCGGUUUGUGUGUGUGCAGCUACUGCAGACACUUAACAUUCUGUUUGAAAACAUCAAAAAUGAGACGGCCAUCUACUACCUCCUCUCCAACAACCAUGUGAACUCCAUCAUUGUCCUCAAGUUGGACUUCUCUGAUGAGGAAGUGCUGGCUUACUACAUCUCCUUUGUCAAGACUCUCUCCUUCAGACUCAACUCUCACACUAUACAUUUCUUCUACAACGAGCAUCUUAGGGACUUCCCCCUCUACACGGAGGCUAUAAAGUUCUUCAACCAUUCUGAGACUAUGGUACGAAUUGCAGUGAGGACACUCACACUCAACGUCUUCAAAGUGGAUGACAAGAACAUGCUUGAGUACAUUCGCAACAAGACAGCUGCCCCUUACUUCUCUAACCUGAUCUGGUUCAUAGGCAACCACAUCAUAGAGCUGGAUGAAUGCCUCAUCUCACAAGCACACCAUCUGAAUCGUGGUCGUCUCGAGGAGUCAGUGGCUGAGCACUUGGACCACCUCCACUACAUUGGUGACAUCCAGUCUCUAGGGGUGGAGCCUCUCAAUGCCGUCCUAGUGGACCACCUCCUCAACAGACUCCUCAUACCUCUCUAUGUCUACUCCCUGAGCGACCAGGCUUGGCCGGAUGAGGAGGAAAGCCCUCGCAUCAGCUCCAAGAUAGCACUCUUUCUGCUCUCUCAAGUGUUCCUGACUCUCAGUAACCCGGCUGUGGUCACCCAGCUAGCCUACUUCAUUCUGACUGGAGACUCCACCCUCUCCCUACCGCCCUCUCUCUCAGCUACCCCAUCCACGGAUAACAAGAGGGACAGUGCAUCGUUCAGUGGAGUGUGUGCUUUUGUACCCCCCACAGCUAGUCUAGACGUCUCCCUCAACUCGGAGACAGUGCCUGGGGCCAGUGGAUACAUACCAGCACGUCCAGUCACCGUACGGAACAGAAUCAGUGGCAGGAACAAAGAGGAGAUCGUAGAGGAGGGCUCGAGUACGGAGUCCAUGUCUCACAUGCGUCAAGCUCAAGGUCAUGCGUCCAGUAGUGUGGAGGGCUACACUGACACUGUGGUGGACCAGCAAUACGUGCUCAUCGAGGCUUCUCCACACGCUGACAGUGUUCUGGCUGCCCAGCAACCAGCGGCUCCAGAAGGUCAGAGUCCAUCGCAAAAGAGCCCAGCAAGAAAGAGCCCUAAGAGAAGUGCAAAGACCCCUCCCACCUCUCCGAGUCACCAUGGCAACAUCCCUGUAGUGAGCACAGUCUUCCUGGACGCCCUCAUGAGUGCCCUCGCUGUGCGCUCAGACGAUUCAAAGUGUUUGUUUGCUCUGGCUCUCAUUUACUCACUGGUCAAGAAUAAAGGUGUUCACCCUCGUCUACUGGAGGCCUUCUCCCUCACUCCUCUAUCAUCUCAGGGCUCCAAGGCUACAGGCUAUAACAAUGAGGUCAUCACGCUCAUCCUCUCGAUCUUGGAUACCUCCACUGUCACCAGUAACUGUAUCCGAUUGGUUACGCUCAAAAUGGCCACCAUGUUGCUCAAGCUGUUGCUCGGAGGGGAUAGUAUGACAUCACCUGGUGCUCAUGUGACUGGACUAAGCGACCACCACAUUGCACUCAUUGAGAGCAUAUACGAAUCAUCCAUACUACAGCUACGACUGUUUUACAAGGGAACGGCAGACGAGAUUUUCCUGGACAUGUUUGAAGAUGAGUAUCACAACGAAAAAUCUUUUCAUGUGAAGGUGCCAUACCUGAUGAUGGAUGCUGCCAUGCUCCUCCCACCAACUGACACGCCCCUAACUGGAAUAGACUUCACACGGCGACUACCCUGUGGAGAGAACGAGAGAGCUCGCAAAGCAAUGAGAGUCUUCUUUGCCAUCAGAAUGCUGAGUCAGCAAAUGUCUGGGACAGAGGAACGAGAAUUACCUCUCACGUUGCCUAGCAACUCGGGUCAAGUGGGGGACGUUGUUGACCUAAAUAACUGUGACCUUGUGGCUUGUGUUGUCACUAUUGGUGAGAAGGCGUCGAAUCAUUUCAUGGUUGUCACGGAGACAGAGUUCCUUCUAGUUGACCCGGACAAAACCAGACUUGGCUGGGGAAUCAUCCACUUUAUUGCUUUCCUACAGGAUGUGGACAUCACGGCUGAUCCUGCCACUAGCUGCUCCCUAUUUGUCACUAUCCACAGCCGCGCCUCCAAACAGAAGAAGCCGGCUCUCUCCGGUCGUUUCCAAUUCGAGGACCACAUUCGAUGCAUUGCCGCUAAGCAAGUCAUCCAGCGAUCCAGAGACAAACUUCGAGGAGCCAAAAUGACAAGAAUUGCUAAAAUGUUGCAUAUUCCGCUCCCUGACUCCCACCCAUCUUCCCUGUCCAUCCCCGGAGCCACUGGACAUCAUUACAAUCAUCAAUCGUCAGUUAUUAGUCUCACCCCCACUCCGGAUGAUCCAAGGCCCAUAUCACCGUCUACCGCCCACCAGAUGUUCGCACCAGCUGGAGCUAAUCACACGUCUGCCCCUGACGAUCAGGACAACAUAGAGAUGUCUAAUCUUCGAUAUUCCACUCUAUUUCAAUCAUCUCACGAACAUAUUCUCGACUCCUCUAUACGACUAGCCUUGCCUUACGCUGAGGAUCAAACAGUUCAUCUGGACACUGCACGUAUGGGAGUACGGUAUCAUCGAGACUGGUCUUCCUCACCAUCUCCUAGCUGUGAGGUUGACACACUUGAAUCCUCAGGCCCUGAAGAUUCUCUCCUGACCCUUCAAGAUAGCGAGGAAUGUGCAGCUGUCGGCUACAGUGUAACAAAGCUGAAGGAGUCUCCUGUAGAGAGGAGGAAGAAAGAACAACAAGAGGAUGGAGGUCGUAUUGUUGAGUGUGGUGCUCUCACUAUCAUAGUUAGCAGCGAACAAGACAAGCCCUCGGAGAACAAUAAUGAGGAUACCUCUGCCAUUAAUCAGACUGUUGAGGAACCCCCUCUCGUUACUCAGACUGCGGAGGAAGCCCCUAUCAUUACUCUAACUGCGGAGGAAGCCCCUAUCAUUACUCUAACUGCGGAGGAAGUCCCUAUCGUUAUCGAGGAAGCUCCUGUCGUUACUCAAACUGUGGAGGAUGUCCCUAUCAUUACCGAGGAAGCCCCUGUCGUUACUCAGACUGUAGAGAAUGCCCCUCUCAUUACUCUAACUGCGGAGGAAGCCCCUAUCGUUACUCAAACUUUGGAGGAUGUCCCUAUCAUUACCGAGGAAGCCCCUGUCGUUACUCAGGCUGUGGAGGAAGCCCCUGUCGUUACUCUAACUGCGGAGGAAGCUUCUGUCGUUACCCAGACUGUGGACUCUAUUAUUUUAGAUUUAGAAUCCCUGUAGUUUGCUGUGUGUAUUGUUUUUUGUUUAGAUACUUGUGUGAAUGUGUUUUUGUUGUGCAAGUAAAAGAAAAAAUUAACUAAUUCUGGUUUUGUGUGA
Halichondria panicea is the source of this 3844-nucleotide messenger RNA. RefSeq names its product protein CLEC16A-like. Gene Ontology annotation, biological process: regulation of autophagosome maturation; endosomal transport; endosome to lysosome transport. The record is from RefSeq and is a predicted model, not a curated record. Bases 137 to 3748 code for a protein of 1203 amino acids. NCBI's taxonomy places the organism in Eukaryota, Metazoa, Porifera, Demospongiae, Suberitida, Halichondriidae. The transcript is spliced from 18 exons. Gene Ontology annotation, cellular component: late endosome; endolysosome membrane.